Letharia lupina is the source of this 489-nucleotide messenger RNA. RefSeq lists its product as uncharacterized. The transcript has 3 exons. Lineage: Eukaryota; Fungi; Ascomycota; Lecanoromycetes; Lecanorales; Parmeliaceae. Bases 1 to 489 code for a protein of 162 amino acids. The record is from RefSeq and is a predicted model, not a curated record.
AUGUCCUCCACCUACACACCCCAAUACUGCACGUACCCGCAACCCACCGCCCGCAACCCCACCUGGCCCGAAAAACAAGCCGAUUUGAUCCUCAGCCUCCGCGACGUCUCCAAACCUCCCGCCAAAACCCCAGACCCCGAUGUCCGAAACCUCCACCCUGACAGUCAAAUCCACGUCCGAUGGACAGAUCCGGAUCUCGUGCGCGCAUUGGCGCAACUCCAGGAAUCCCUCCCCGGAAAAGUCAACCUGUCCCUUCGCUACGGCGGUCGCGACGUCACUGCCGCGACGUGGGUUACUGUCCAUCAGCACGACCAGACAUGGCCCGACGGCGUUGCGGAGCUGAAGUACGUACUGUGGUUCCACGAGUACGACGAUUUGGACGUGGAGGUUGGGGAGUUGGAGGGGAUAAAGUGGGGUGGUGUUAAAAAAGAGGAGGAGGAGGAGGAGGAGGAGGUGAAGGUGAAGAUGGAGGAUGUGGAGGCGUGGUGA